Messenger RNA from Papilio polytes (common Mormon), 1331 nucleotides. Its product is annotated as poly(U)-specific endoribonuclease homolog. Bases 171 to 1220 code for a protein of 349 amino acids. NCBI's taxonomy places the organism in Eukaryota, Metazoa, Arthropoda, Insecta, Lepidoptera, Papilionidae. The record is from RefSeq and is a predicted model, not a curated record. Gene Ontology annotation, molecular function: RNA endonuclease activity. The transcript has 6 exons.
AAACUGGAAAUCCGCGAAUUGAAUCUCGACAACAUGCCGUAUCUAUAGAGAUAUAUGCGGCUGGAAAUGACGUCACCCUGAGGUCGCUUCGUAUCGUAGUUGGCGCGAGCGCAGAGAUCACUAGUGUGUCGCGGCUGUGAUAGAACUAACGUCCUAGCCACUAAGGGAACAUGAGAAUAACACUGGUUCUUCUUCUGUGUGUGGCGGCUUGCCACGCCGAUGAUUUGGCUCAUGCCGCCGGCCAGAUCUUCUCGAAUAUUCUCCCGAACCUUAUCAGUAAUUCGGUAACAGGCCAGCAGGGGAACACGGCGACCAAUACGCUGCAGCAGAUCGGCACCGUCGUCGGUGGUGUUGUCGACUAUGCCAAGAAGAAGAGUUAUGAAGAUAUGCUACGUCAGGUGCAGGACUCUACCACCGACGAAGAUAUCUUAAAACUAAGCGAGGAGAUGUUCAAUGCAGACAUAAACAAUGCCCUCAACUACAUACAAGUUAACUUGCAAGGAAAAACAAGCCCCCUCUCCAAAAACGACGAGGCCCAAUCAAACUUAUUAAAUGUACCAGAGAACGUGUGGAACGGCCCAACAAUCCGACCUUUCGUUGCUCUUUUCGACAAUUAUCAUAAGAAUGUCAUAAGGCCAGAGUUCGUUACACCAAACGAGGAGUCAGAACAAACUACAUAUAUUAACACAAUCUUGGCCACUGGUCCCAUAAGGAGUUUGAUGACAUUUUUGGUUAACAAAGGCCUGGCCCAACUCAAUGAAUACAAUGAGCAAGUGGAGUUAUUGAAAAAGAUCUGGUUUACAAAGUACGCGCGUCACUGGACCGGCCUCUGCAAGUGUAGUUGUGCUUUCGAAAACAUCUUCAUGGCUGAAUUGAAAUCAAAUGAAGUUCUCGGCCUUCACAGUUGGCUAUUCUUCGCGAAACGAGAGAUGGACCGCAAAGCCAAUUAUCUUGGAUAUAUUGACAAGCUGGAUUUGUCCGGAAAAGGAUUUAUUCUGAAGCAGCAUUCGAUCUUAAGUGAGACGAAAGACGCACCAGAGAUCACGAUGUUUGUGGGCACAUCCCCCGAGCUGGAGACCGCGCUCUACACGUUGUGCUUCAUGGCGCGGCCUGACAGACCGUGCAAGCUGGCAUACAACAAUGUACACUUUACCAUUCAGACUAAAACACUCAAAGCAGAUAAUGUACUCCUCAUUGACACCGCUUACCCGACCUAUUAAGUUGUAAGCAAACCAAAAAUAGUUGUAGAAGAGAUUAUGUCGAGAUUUUUUAUUUAUGAUUUUUAACUCACAUGUGACUUUUAGUAAAGAAUAAACGAUUUUUCUAACAUA